AUGGAACAACAGUACAAGCCUCAGCUAGAACGUUACCUUGGACUUCUUGAUCGCUCGAGUAGUUUAAAAAAGAAUAUAGAUCGCCUCUCGGAUCAAUAUACUAGUCUGACCACAUUCGACACCAUGAGAACCUCCCCGCGAGUUGUUCCUGAACAGGGGGCACUUGUUGUAUCCAAAAAUGCGAACAUUACCGAUGGAAACCCAACCCAUCUCAAGAGUCAAAUCAAACCCAAAUCAAAUCAACUCGAGCGAAGAAAUACACAGCUACAGUACCAACAGAAGUUACACCAGCAGCAAAAAGACACAACUAACAAAAAAGGGCAUGUAUCACUGCCUCUCAUGAACAAAAAGACCCCUCAGGAGGUGCACUUUAGUCAACUUCAGCGUGCCCUAUCAUCCGCCACCGUAGGGAACAAGGCAAUUGCAGCUAAUCCAACCACAUCGGUGUUUCCAGUUGCAUCCAUGAGUACUUCGUUUCGUAUUCCUGAGAGAAGUGCAAGUACAAUCAGAUCCUCUCGGAACUCGCUCAGAUUCUCUCACAAAGACAGCAUGGAUAUCUUAAAUGCACAUCUCUACAAAGACCAACAAGGGAGAUGGAAUACAGACAGUCUAAAAGAAAAAUCUUUCUUUGGGCCCAAAGCCCCUCAAUACCCUCUUUUGUCUAGUGUUUACAAGAAUGUACCUUCGACUGCUACAUCAAAAACAAUUCAGCUCAAUGGAAAUACGCCACCGUCCCCCCGUCCCAUUCAUCCGUCGAUCGGCAUGUACGACCUUCCAAUCAACCAGCUAGCCAUGCCUCUCACACCCGACACUUCCCCUCAAUCGAGCGUGAGGAGUGCUGUCAGUAUGACUCUUUCGAAUACAUCAAUACCGGAAGAAGGCCCAGUAGGGUCCGUACCCACACAGAAAAAGACAAAGGGACUCAAAGGAUUCUUGACACGAAAUUUGCCAGGUCGAAACAACAAAUUGUUCGGAAUCCUCAAUGGAUCCCCAGAGGCACCACCUGGUCAGCGAGAACGAGCUAAAUAG
Messenger RNA from Phycomyces blakesleeanus NRRL 1555(-), 1029 nucleotides. RefSeq lists its product as hypothetical. The transcript has 3 exons. The record is from RefSeq and is a predicted model, not a curated record. Lineage: Eukaryota; Fungi; Mucoromycota; Mucoromycetes; Mucorales; Phycomycetaceae. The coding region runs from base 1 to 1029 and encodes 342 amino acids.